AUGUCUAUUACUGCAAAAAAAGUUGGAAAUAGAUAUGGUUGCACUGGGAGUUUCAAGGGUUUCGAAACGGCGUUGCCCGACGAACUCUAUGGACAGUUUAGAGUGGACGAAUACUAUUCAAUCAUAUCGGAGUUCAACAGUCAUGUCAGAAUACCAAAGGUUGCCGUAUUUCUAUUUCUUGUAAUGGAAAUGGUUACACUCGGUGUAUUGUUCUUUGCCAUCAACAAAAAUCUAUUAUUAGUUACCUACAUCGCUGUUGGUGUUUGCUCACUUCUCUCCGUCGGUCUCGUAGUAUUUGCAUUAGUAUAUCAAUCAUCUAAAUAUUUCGAAAAAGGUAUUGCAUUUACCAUCAAACCAAAGUAUCUAUCUUGUUCAGGAAAGAAAUUUAGAUUUAGAUUGACAAUUCAAUAUCCAGAUCAAAUUGUACAGAUACCACUUCAACAAGCACAGUCUUAUCAAUUUUUACCACCUACACAUAUCUAUGGUGUACCACAAUUCCAACCAUAUAUGACACAACAACAGCAACAACAGAUGAUGCAACAACAGCAACAACAACCACUGCUACAACAACAACAGCAACCACAAUCACAACAAACAAAUACAUCAACACAAACACCACAACCAAUGCCACCAGGUUACUUUCAACAAUACUAUCCACAACCAGUACAAAGCACAUCGAAUCCAUUUUUAAUUUCAAUCGAUCAAAGUGAUGCCUAA
Heterostelium album PN500 is the source of this 717-nucleotide messenger RNA. RefSeq lists its product as uncharacterized. Bases 1 to 717 code for a protein of 238 amino acids. Lineage: Eukaryota; Evosea; Eumycetozoa; Acytosteliales; Acytosteliaceae. The transcript has 3 exons. The record is from RefSeq and is a predicted model, not a curated record.